GUCUCAGUUUCUAUCUGUACAAAUAGAUAUAUAUGGGUAUUCUGAAUGACAAUGAAAAAUAGGUUCCUUUUUUUUUUUUUUUUCUGAGAUGGAGUUUCGCUCUUGUUGCCCAGGCUGGAGUGCAAUGGCAUGAUCUUGGCUUAUUGCAAUUUCCAUCUCCUAGGUUCAAGCAAUUCUCCUGUCUCAGCCUCCCAAGUAGCUGGGAUUAUAGGCACAUGCCAUCAUGCUCCGCUAAUUUUGUAUUUUGAGUAAAGACAGGGUUUCACUAUGUUGGUCAGGCUGGUCUCUAACUCCUGACUUCAAGUGAUCCACCUGCCUUGGCCCCCCAAAGUGCUAGGAUUACAGAUGUGAGCCAAUGCGCCAGGCCAAAAAAUAGAUUUCUUAAUGUGGGGUCACAGCCAAAACUGGCUGAAAGCCACUGAUCUAGUCCAAUACCCUCAAAUGUUUUUGUUUUUAAGAGUAAUUUAUUAUUAUUAUUAUAUAAGUAAUAUUUGAAUAAAUGCUCCUUUUUAGAUUCACAUCAUUAGAGAUAAAGCUACAAUACUCUUGGACCAGCACUCCCUGUUCUCAAAAGUACUUCCUUUUUUAAAAAUAAUUUCGACUUUCAUUUUAGGUUCAGAGAAUACAUGUGUAGGUUUGUUACCUGGGUAUAUCGAGUGAUGCUGAGGUUUAGGAGUACAAUUGAUCCCGUCACCCAGGUAGUGAGCAUAGUAACCACUGGAAAUGGUCAGUUUCUCAGGCCUCAUCCUUCCCCUCCUUGUCCCUUCUGGUAGUCCCCAGUAUCUAUUUUUGCCAUCUUUAUGUCCGUGCAAACCCAAUGUUUAGCUUCCAUUUCUAAGUGAAAACAUGCAGUAUUUGGUUUUCUGUUCCUGUGUUAAUUUGAUUAGGAUAAUGGCCUCCAGGUGCAUCUGUUUUGCCACAAGGAUAUAUGACUUCAUCAUUUUUUAUGGCUGCAUAGUAUUCCAUGAUGUAUAUGGAAUACUACAUUUCCUUAUCCAGUUCAUUGUUAUGAGCACCUAGGUUGAUUCCAUGUCUUUGCUAUUGUGAAUAGUGCUGUGAUGAACAUACAGGUGCAUGUGUCUUUUUGGUGGAACAAUUUAUUUUCUUCUGGAUCUAUACCCAGUAUUAGGAUUGCCUGGUUGAAUAGCAAUUUUAAGUUCUUUGAGAAAUCUUCAAAUUGCUUUCCACAGUAGCUAAACUAAUUUACAUUCCUCCCAACAGUGUAGAAGCAUUCUGUGUGUGUGUGUGUGUGUGUGUGUGUGUGUGUGUGUGUGUGUGAAGGAGUCUCACUCUGUCACCCAGGCUGGAGUGCAGUGGCAUCAUCUUGACUCACUGCAACCUCUUUCUCCUGGGUUCAAGUGAUUCUCUUGCCUCAGGCUCCCGAGUAGCUGGGACUACAGGCGUGCGCCACCAUGCCCAGCUAAUUUUUGUAUUUUUAGUAGAGAUGGGGUUUCUCCAUGUUGGCCAGGCUGGUCUCAAACUCCUGACCUCAGGUGAUCUGCCUGUCUUGGCCUCCCAAAGUGCUGGGAUUACAGGUGUGAGCCACUGCACCUAGCCCACAUUCCCUUUUCUACACAGCCUCAAAGCAUCUGUUAUUUUCUGACUUUGUAAUAAUGGUCAUUCUGACUGGUAUGAGAUGGUAUCUUAUUGCGGUUUUGAUUUGCAUUUCUCUGAUGAUCAGUGAUGUGGAGCAUUUUUUCAUGUUUGUUGGUUAUGUGUGUAUCUUCUCAAAAGUAAUUCCUAUUAGCAGUUUGGUGGGUAUCUUUCUAGACCUUUUCCUAUGGUUUAACUUAAAUAAGAAUGUAACUUUAGAAAUGACAGAGUAGAGCCCAUCUCCAUGGCAGGGGAUUGGGCUGCCUUGGCCCGUUAUCCCUCCCGUCUUUUCCGGCAAUUGGAACACUUCCUGUUGUCCUCACAUAUAACUGCCUGUUGCCCCCUGUCUCAGAGCCCCUCACGCAUCCCCUCUGGUCUUUGGCUCGUUGGCUGCCGCCGCCGGGACUUCACCAGCCUUCACAUAGGGACUACUGGCCGAAGAGGCAUUUGCGGCUCUCCACCGCCCCCAGCCCUGCCUCUCCCAGGCUCUUCCAUGGCAAUGACAGGCUCAACACCUUGCUCAUCCAUAAGUAACCACGCAAAAGAAAGGGUGACAAUGACCAAAGUGACACUGGAGAACUUUUACAGCAACCUUAUCACUCAACAUGAAGAACGAGAAAUGAGACAAAAGAAGUUAGAAAAGGUGAAGGAAGAAGAAGCUGUAAAAGAUGAGGAGAAAAGACUCAGAAGAUCAGCACAUUUUCAGAAGGAAACAGAGUUUCAUCGUUUGAAGAGAACAAGACUUGGAUUGGAAGAUUUUGAGUCCUUAAAAGUAAUAGGCAGAGGAGCAUUUGGUGAGGUAUGGCUUGUUCAGAAGAAAGAUACGGGGCAUGUGUAUGCAACGAAAAUACUCUGUAAAGCAGAUAUGCUUGAAAAAGAGCAGGUUGGCCACAUUCGUGUGGAGCAUAACAUUCUAGUGGAGGCAGACAGUUUGUGGGUUGUGAAAAUGUUCUAUAGUUUUCAGGAUAAGCUAAACCUCUACCUAAUCAUGGAGUUCCUGCCUGGAGGGGACAUGAUGACCUUGUUGAUGAAAAAAGACACUCUGACAGAAGAAGAGACUCAGUUUUAUAUAGCAGAAACAGUAUCAGCCAUAGACUCUAUCCACCAACUUGGAUUCAUCCACAGAGACAUCAAACCAGACAACCUUCUUUUGGACAGCAAGGGCCAUGUGAAACUUUCUGACUUCGGUCUUUGCACAGGACUGAAAAAAGCACACAGGACAGAAUUUUAUAGGAAUCUGAACCACAGCCUCCCCAGUGAUUUCACUUUCCAGAACAUGAAUUCCAAAAGGAAAGCAGAAAUCUGGAAAAGAAAUAGACGUCAGCUAGCCUUCUCCACAGUAGGCACUCCUGACUACAUUGCUUCUGAGGUGUUCAUGCAGACCAGAUACAACAAGCUCUGUGACUGGUGGUUGCUUGGGGUAAUCAUGUAUGAGAUGCUCAUCGGCUACCCACCUUUCUGUGCUGAGACCCCUCAAGAGACAUAUAAGAAGGUGAUGAACUGGAAAGAAACUUUGACUUUUCCUCCAGAAGUUCCCAUCCCUGAAAAAGCCAAGGAUCUAAUUUUGAGAUGCUGCUGUGAAUGGGAGCAUAGAAUUGCAGCUCCUGGAGUUGAGGAAAUCAAAAGUAACUCUUUUUUUGAAGGCGUUGACUGGGAACAUAUCAGAGUGAGACCAGCUGCAAUAUCUAUUGAAAUCAAAAGCAUUGAUGAUACCUCAAACUUCAAUGAGUUUCCAGAAUCUGAUAUUCUUAAGCCAACAGUGGCCACAAGUAAUCACCCUGAGACUGACUAAAGAACAAAGACUGGGUCUUCAUCAAUUACACAUACAAGCGCUUUGAGGGUCUGACUGAAAGUGGGGCAAUACCUUCCUACAGGAAAGCAGCAAAAUAGUACUCUUGCCACAGAAUCUUACAUGGAGCAGAGUUCUUUGUACAACAUCAUGCUUUUCCUCUCACACUCUUGAAGAGCUUCCAAGAAGUUGAUGUAACCCACCAAUACGUCAUAGUAAAGUCUCCUGAAAUGUGAUAAUAAGAGAAUUUUCUUCCAUAAUCCAUCUGAAAACUUAUAAACAAAGACAACCAUUUCUACUACAUCGGCCAUAAACAGCUUUCCUUCUUCUUCUGAAGCGUCAUGAGCCAAUUCAACAGGUGUUUUCAAAACAACUUGAGUUUUCCUAAGUUCAUCAGAAAGAAGAGGAAAAACAGCCAUCAUCCAACAUUAUUGAGAUUGUCAUGUAUAGUCAUCAAAUAUCAGCCGGUUCCUGUGAUUUUGUGACAUACUGUCUGCCAAGCCCACCAAGUAUUUCUUUUUUCUUUAUAGCUAAAAGUCCAUAGUACUAAGGAAAUAAAGCAAUAAUGACAGUCUCAGCAGCCAGUAUCCUGGCUGAAGGAAAUGAUCCACCACCCUGAAGGUGGUGAUGGUAGUUUCUACCCACACCUCAGCCUCAGGAGAGUGGCUUAUAGCCUCCAUUCAUGGUGCACUUUAUUUAUGGUACUAAGAUAAAGACUGUCAGUCCAUUGAUUUAUCUCCUCUCUGCCCCCAAUAUAAAAUACCCAUGCUGCUUCUCUGAGUGUUGAUGGGGGUUACCAGCUUGAUCCACUGUUGCUCUUAGAAGGCCCAGAAAGCCUUUGGGAAUUGCCAAGGAAUCCUGGAUCAUAUGGAAAAUCCUCACUUUCACUUCACGGCUAUACCAGAAAACCCCUAAAACAGAUGUUGCCACGGACCAGCAAUACCUAUAAGUACUGCCAAUGGGAACUCAGUUUAUUCCUUGGGAACCUAACAAGGAGAACCCAGGCAGAGGCAGGAGGCUUGGAAUCCUCUUGGCUAAGGUGCUGUUCCUGUUCCUGCAAGGUCUUCAGAACCUCUUUGGAGAUAGUGAGGGAACCAGCCCAAUAGAAGUACACAGCCAGCUGACAAGUCCUUGUAAAGUUCACUCCUCAGUCCUUGGUGCAACCAUGUUUUGUCUCUUCCCUCGGUAUUUCUUCUCUCCCAACUUUAGCCAUUUUGCCUUGGAAUCAUGAUUACAGUUUUUUCCUUUGCAGAUUUUUUUUUUUUUAAAAAAAGAAUUCCUCCAUGCAACUAUUGCUAUCCAGAUAACAUAUUUUAAAUACAUCUCUAAUAUUUUUAAAGCCAGAACUUCAUCCUGGAGGAUACUCCUCCCCACCCUCAAGGGUCGCCUGCAAGUUAGGCGGAUUGGGUCUCUCUGCUGUGGCGUUCUCUCAUGAGCACAAAGUGCCUUCUGUUUCACAGCUGCCACCGCCUUUACAGAAAAAUGUGGAGGCUCCAUAUUAAUGCAUUAUUACUUUUUUAAAAAGUUUUGAUAACUCUCAAGGCAUCAUUUGCACCUGUGUGGGAAUUUUGCUUAUUGCAGAGCAUUGAGGCCGAGCUACAGCUGGGAGCCUGCUUUCUGCCAGUCUUGAGAUUGUGAAGAUCAGCAUUGUAAGGAAAGUAACUCCUACCUUAGCCAUUCAGAAAAGAAAAAUGGAGUAUCAGAGUUACAGUUGUCAGUGAAACUGCUUUGGGUUUUAACCUCUUAGAGGAAGAAAAAAGGUUAAGGAAGUCUCAAUUCUUGAAGAUGAUGUGUUUGCCUCUCAGUCUUUCAUUCAUAGCCUGCUAGUGAAAAUAAAGUAAAUGAGAUUCUUUUGUGUAACUUUGUAGUCUCUUUGUAUUACCAAAUAGUUGGGGUGUUGACUCCUGUGUGUUUUGCAAUAGUGUGUGGUAAGCCUGGGUAAAGAGAAGUAACUGCAGUGUUAGGAGAGUCUUUUUCUUGGGGAGUGGCAGGAUUUGUUUUAUGGGAAAAUGCCCACAUUUUAACUUGUAAACUUCCGAAUAAAUUGUGUGAAAAA
This is a messenger RNA of Callithrix jacchus (white-tufted-ear marmoset), 5438 nucleotides long. The record is from RefSeq and is a predicted model, not a curated record. Lineage: Eukaryota; Metazoa; Chordata; Mammalia; Primates; Cebidae.